Messenger RNA from Drosophila kikkawai, 2752 nucleotides. RefSeq names its product sodium-independent sulfate anion transporter. Gene Ontology annotation, molecular function: sulfate transmembrane transporter activity. Gene Ontology annotation, cellular component: plasma membrane. NCBI's taxonomy places the organism in Eukaryota, Metazoa, Arthropoda, Insecta, Diptera, Drosophilidae. Gene Ontology annotation, biological process: transmembrane transport. The record is from RefSeq and is a predicted model, not a curated record.
AUGUGUAAGGCAAACAAGAGACGAGCAAUCUACAGUCCGCGAUCUGCGAUCUCCGGAUCGUUAUCAGUGGGAUGAGCUCAGCCGGUGCUAUCAUUCGACAGUUGCGAUUUGUGGCGCACAGACGUGCGAUUAACUAAAUCAUCUAACCAGACCCUUCAACCUAACACCAACUCCUUAUCCAUGUACCCGCAACUGGAGACGGAGGCUGAGGCCCUGGAGAAAGCCACGGCGCGGGCCCUUCUGCCGGGGGCCAUCAGCAAGCCGGCGAGUGAAGCUGGCAAGGCUCCGACCGCCAGCAAGUGGAAACGCCGCCUGCACCGCCAUGUCCCGGUCUUCCAAUGGCUGCCACUGUACUCCACCGAAUGGGGAAUCGAUGACUUCAUCGCCGGCAUCACCCUUGGCCUCACCAUCAUUCCGGAGAGCAUGGCCUGCGCCCUGCUGGCCGGUCUGCCGGCUCGCUAUGGUCUCUGUUCGGCAUUCAUUGGACCCCUGAUUUACCUGGUGUUCGGGUCCAUCGACAAGGUCAUCAUCGGUCCCACCAGCCUGGUGGCCCUAGUCAGUGUACAAUUCACGGUGGGGCGACCCAUAGAAUUCGCCUUCCUGCUCACCUUUCUCAGUGGAAUUGUGCAGAUCAUCAUGGGAACGCUGCGAAUGGGUUUCAUCUUUGAGUUUAUAUCCAUGCCAGUAAUCAAGGCCUUCUCCUCGGCCACAGCCAUUUUGGUAAUUGAAUCUCAGUUAAAAGUACUCUUGGGCAUCAAGUACUUAGUGGCUGGUCUCAUGAACUCCGUUGGAAUGCUGAGUUCUCGAAUUGAUGAAUCAAAUAUGGCGGAUCUUACGGUUGGCGUUUGUGCCAUUGUUUUCCUGCUGUUACUGGAGUUGUUGGAACGCGUGGCUCACAAUGAAAACAGAAACAAAGUUCUGAGAAUCUGCUGUCGCUACUUGUCCACCUCCAGAAACACCCUGAUAGUGCUUAUUGCCGGCAUUGUCUCCUAUAUUUGGAUACACAACAGUGGUCAGGUUCCUUAUGCCCUCAGCAAAAAUGCCUUGGCCACUCUGCCGAAUUUCACAGUGCCCAGCCUGGAUAUUGUUACUUCGGAGCGGAGCUAUAGUUUCUGGGAGGUAUUGAAGGAACUGAAUAUGGGCAUUAUUGUAAUUCCCAUAGUUGGAAUACUCACGAAUAUAUCCAUUGGAAAACUGACCCCCAAGGGUUUGGUGGACACAAAUCAGGAACUGCUUACCGUGGGGCUCUGCAACAUGUUCGGCUCCUGUGUCCAGGCAAUGCCAUCCUCGGGAGCCUUUACUCGGUAUGCCAUCAGCACUGCCUGUGGCCUCAAGACGCCCAUGGCCAAUCUGUAUUUGGGCAUCAUCGUGCUGCUGGCCCUGAGCUACCUGAGUCCGUACUUCAACUACAUCCCGGAGGCCACGCUGGCAGCCAUCCUGAUAUGCUCCAUAUUCACGCUGCUGGACUUCAAGCUGCCACUGCGGCUGUGGCGCGACUCGAAGCGCGAUUUUGCCACCUGGUUGCUGUGCUUCUGCGUGUCCGUGCUGUUCGGCGUGGAGGUGGGCCUGUUUGUGAGCAUCGUGGUGACCGCCCUACACCUGCUGUUCCUGUGGGCCCGACCCGAGAUCCGGGUUAAGAUCGAGCAGCUGGAGGAGAUGCAGUAUAUCCGGGUGACGCCAGGCAACGGAAUCUACUUCCCAGCCAUCAACUACCUGAGGGAGCGAGUCCUCAAGGCCUGCACGCAGGCGGACUUCAAGAUCACGGUGGUGAUCGAUGGACAGCGCAUCAGCGGGAUGGACUACACCGCUGCCCAGGGCAUUUCCAAGCUGUCCAGCGAUCUGUGCCGCCAGGCAGACGCCUCCAGCUCGACCCUGCUAAUCCUGUUCAGAUUCCCGGAGCACCUGCAGCGGUUGAUCGACCACACAGACAACCUGGUGUUUUGCGAGAGCGAGGGCAAGGUGAAGGAGUUCCUCACCCAGGAGUCGCUGCGCAAUGGCUACAUCAACCUGAAGGAGCACAUAAGGGCCUCCAUCGAUCUGGGCUAUAAAAUCGACAUCGAUUAGGGACAGCCUCGCCCCCUAGUUAGCUGUUUGUGUUAUUUAUUUAAGUUUAGUUCGAGAAAUUGUCGUCGAUGGAUGGAAAUGGAAGUGGAAGUGGAAGUGAAGGAAAAGUGGAACAAAUGCCUUGAUGGCAGCAAUUUAUAAAAUCACCCUGCACCCGCGCACCCAAUCCCCAAGCCCAACUGACCUCUCGGAGCAAGGGCGAGGGCGCGGGAGACAGCAGGAUGCGGUGCCUCUGGCGACGCCGUCAAUGAUUGCCAAGCUAAUGGAUUUCUGUUUACUUUUUCACUUAGAACGGGGCGCCAAGGAGGAGAAGCGGCAGCAGCAGCAGCAGCUGGAGCAUAAGAAAAAAACAACGUUUUGAAAAAUAGCGCAAAAGAAAUUAGAGGAAAAGCGAAAGCGCACAGCUAACUUCUCUAACCAAAAAGAAGGAAAAAAGAACAAGGUGCGCUAUAGAAAAAGGACGAAAACACAGCUAAAAAGAAACUGCAAGAAAUUAAACUAAAAUCCAAGCGUAAAGUGGAUCAAACGCAGUAAAAACAAGCCCAGGCAAAAUUAAGUUAGUUCAGGUCGAAAAUGGGAUACUCUUUUAUUGAGAAAAUUUUAAAUAUUUGAAAGCACAACCUCAACCAGAGUGAAAUAAGUUAAGUACAAAUUAAAGCGAAUAAAAUGAAUACAUUGAAUAAAAUAA